AUGAGUGAAAAUUUUCAAAUUGCUCCGUGGUAUAACAUCAAAGAGUGGCAUGAAGUCUAUGAAGACCUAUACGGGCUUACCUCAACUUUUGCUACAAAACAAAAGGCUUUGGACUGUUUACUCAUAUGGAAAGCAAGAUGUCCUUCUUUGCCAUCUGGAGUGGAGUCGACACUGACUCUGCUUGAAGUACAUCUACAGGAUAAAAGUAGUUUAAUUCAAUUGCACAGCGAUCACCUAAUUCGUCUUGCCUACUCCUCGGCACUAAUGCGUUUUGUGAACCAUAUGCUAGACACACAGACAGCUAAGGGACAGAGUUUAUUUCAGGCUGCAAAAAAUUUAAAUAUCCCGGAAUGGAUAAUAGAUAUGCGGCAUGACACCGCUCAUGGUAAUAAGCUCCCUCAGAUUGAGUUAUUACGAGAAGCCUGUACAUUAAGUUUGGUAUGGCUUAAAAAUUAUUAUUGGGAUAAACAUAAAGAAUAUAUUGGAGAUUAUAUUGUAGGUCAAGUGGCAAUGCAAAGGAAUGAAAGGGAAAACAAAAUUGAAGCACUUAUAAACUUUUGUGUAUCUCUGAGUAUUUGUUCACAUCCAGGAUGCAAUGUUAGGACCAUUGCUGAUGUACCCGAUGCCACUCUGAGAGAAUCUUUAGUGAAUGAUGCAAAAGAAAUUAUAGGUGAUAGUUUUGACUAUUCCAACUUAAAAACUAUCACAAUAAAAAAUCUACAUCAUUUCCUAACACCUACAGUAAAGAAAAUACUUUAUCAUGACUCAGCCUGUACUUAUGUCAAUAAGAUAUUAUUGUCUGAAAAUUCUCUGUUUUUGUCAUUAGAACUAUAUGUCCUACUUGAUAAAUAUAAUUACCGACUGAAAAAACACCUCAAUAAAGCCUUUGUUCAAUGUUUUGAAAUGCUUCUACAAUUUCUCCAUACUUAUGAUUUGCUACAAGAUUUCUUACUUGAAUUAAUAAAGAGAGUACAAAGUAAUGAAAUGUGUGAUAAGAGACGAAAACUGGCUGCCCUUUGGGUGUCAGUUAUAUUGAAGGCUUUAGGAAAAGUUCAACUAUUUCAAGAACAGGUUAUGAAGAAAGCUUCAAAGGAAUCAACAUCUAGAUCAAAAGACUUAAAAUCUCUAUUUUAUCACUGGUUUCCAAAUGAAAGGAACUGUCACCUAUUACUAGAUUUAAACAAACCAGUGCCGAAGGAUUUGACAAAUAUAAACUUUAUUCAACCUAUAAUUUCUACAUACAAUGAAUAUCUAACAUGUUUCAUCAAGGAUCUCUUGAAUUUAGUGAGACCCCAAUUACCCCAACCAGUUGUUAUUAAGCUAUGUGAAUUAGCGAAAGCAAUAUCAUCACCAAAGAAAAUCAAAAGACCCUCUAAAAUAUACACAGUAGAUGAUAUCAAUUUGAAUGGUGAUACAAUGAAAGAUGAUUGUGUUAUUGUGAUUGAUGACAACCCUAAGGAUGUUGUAGAAGAAAUCAUAGAAGUUAAACCAAAAUGUGUUAAUAAACAGAAAUAUGGAGUUUUUAAUUUAGCUUCUCAUGAACAUGCUUGGUCAAAUUGCCCAAUAGGUUUAUUGCCGUGGCAACAAACACCAGCUGAGCAAAUGGAUGUAGAUAUAAAUUAA
This is a messenger RNA of Danaus chrysippus (African queen), 1623 nucleotides long. Lineage: Eukaryota; Metazoa; Arthropoda; Insecta; Lepidoptera; Nymphalidae. The record is from the annotation of a GenBank genome assembly.